Molecule: messenger RNA, 355 nt
Organism: Symbiodinium sp. CCMP2456
Lineage: Eukaryota; Dinophyceae; Suessiales; Symbiodiniaceae
Source: the annotation of a GenBank genome assembly
AUGCAGGCGGAGGUGAGCCCGGUUGAGAUAGCAGCUGUGUGGCUGCACAAGGCGACGAAAGGGAGUGACAAGUGGCUCGAUUGCUGUUCGCGUCGCCAGCUGCAGUACUACAUGCUGCGGAGGAAGCUUCGGCCACUCACUCUGGCUGUGAAGCAUAUCUACUUGUUGCUCGCCAUCUUUGAGGAGCCCUCGUGGUGCUUGGCAGAGAGUUCUGAUGCUGAGGAUGGCGUGUGUCUUGACAAGCCUGGGCUCUACAGCUGGAACCUGCACAUCUUGCCAAAGCACGUAUCGAACAGCAUCGAACUGCUCUGCCUGUGUUACUUGGUGAUGGCGUUCUGGAUGCGCAGCCAGUCAG